Molecule: messenger RNA, 1964 nt
Organism: Trichomycterus rosablanca
Lineage: Eukaryota; Metazoa; Chordata; Actinopteri; Siluriformes; Trichomycteridae
Gene: slc41a3
Product: solute carrier family 41 member 1
Exons: 11
Coding region: 86-1540 (484 amino acids)
Biological process (GO): monoatomic cation transport
Cellular component (GO): plasma membrane
Molecular function (GO): monoatomic cation transmembrane transporter activity
Source: RefSeq, a predicted model, not a curated record
UGAGCCGGUACAUUCAGCAAUAACGGAUCCGUUUAUUUACUGUAGGAUGUAAAUACAGAGAAAAAUAAUCACAGCAGGUUUCACCAUGCCUGACGAGGAAGUCCGUCAGAGGAAGGGAGGAGGCCGCAAAAAGUCCAAGAAGGGCAAGGCCAAGGGACAGAGCGGCGCUCUCAACGAGCGGACGAGCGGCCUAAACGGACACGAUGAGGUCCCGCCGCCCCCGCUCGUCCCGGCACCCAAGAAGGUCGUGGAGGAGAAAAUGAAAACGGUGCAGGCCAAAGUCGAGGAGGAGUCGUCCGUUUCCAUUUGUGCUCAGGUGCUUCUCCCGUACCUGCUGGCCGGGAUGGGCAUGGUGAUGGCAGGCAUGGUGCUGGACAGUGUGCAGCACUGGGAGGUGUUUAAAGUCAUCACCGAGGUGUUCAUCCUGGUUCCGGCUCUGGUGGGUCUGAAGGGGAACCUGGAGAUGACUCUGGCCUCACGUCUCUCCACCGCCGCUAACACCGGUCAGAUGGACGAUCCUAACCAGCAGUGGAUAAUGGUGACCAGCAAUCUGGCGCUUAUACAGGUCCAGGCCACGGUGGUGGGGUUCCUGGCCGCUCUGGCCGCUGUAGCUCUGGGCGCCGUGUCGAGAGGCGGAGUGGAGCUGGAUCAGGCCGCGGUUCUCUGUGCCAGCAGCGUGACUACUGCGUUCAUCGCCGCUCUCUCGUUAGGGCUGGUAAUGAUCGGCGUCAUCAUCGGCUCCAGGAAAGUGGGCAUCAACCCGGAUAACGUGGCGACCCCGAUCGCCGCCAGUCUGGGGGACCUGAUCACGCUGUCACUGCUGGCGGGCGUCAGCAGCACCCUCUUCCAGUACAGAGAUCUGUGGUACCUGUCCCCCCUGGUGUGCUUGUUCUUUUUGCUCCUGAUCCCUCUGUGGGUCGUGCUGGCGCGCCGCAGCCUCCAGAUCAGAGAGGUCCUUCGCUCCGGGUGGCAGCCGGUUUUAGUGGCCAUGUCCAUAAGCAGCUUCGGGGGGCUGAUUCUGGACAAGACUGUCAGCGAUCCCAACUUCGAGGGCAUGGCUGUGUUUACACCCGUCAUCAACGGUGUCGGUGGGAACCUGGUGGCCAUCCAGGCUAGCAGGAUCUCCACCUACCUGCACUUCUGGAGCAUCCCCGGAGUUCUACCCUACAAGAUGAGGCAGCACUGGCCGAACCCCUGCGUCACCUUCUUUUCUGCAGGAGUGAACUCUAAGUCUGCCAGAGUUCUGUUCCUGCUGGUCGUGCCGGGACACUUGGUGUUUCUGUUUGCCAUCGGGUUGCUGCAGGGAGGCCACACCACCAUCACCCUGCCGUUCACCUGCUGCUACCUUUGUGCUGCUUUGAUACAGGUGGGUAUCCUGCUCUACGUGGCCGACCUGAUCGUCCGGCUGACGUGGAGGAAAGGUCUGGACCCGGAUAACUUCUCCAUCCCGUACCUGACCGCGCUCGGAGACCUGCUGGGCACGGGGUUCCUGGCCCUCUGCUUCCGCCUGGUUCUGCUCGUCGAGGGACUCGGAUUGUGAUCGUGUGCAGCGCCUCCUGUUGGUACCUGUAGAGUAGAACCUCAUUCAGAGGCACCUGGGUGACCAGGUAGACCGAGGGGUCUAGCUGAAGGUGUGAGGAGUCCUCUGGUGGAGAAGCAGGAGGAGUCGGCAGGGUCCAAAGCGGAGUCCACUAUGAAGAACUGUUUUUAUGUGUUUUUAUUAUUAUUAUUAUUAUUAUUUUAUGAUGUAACUAAAUUAAUUAUUUUAUAUCUUCUAUUUAUGCAUUUUACGCCCAGUUUUCGUCCCAAUCUGGUCGUAUCCGUUUCCUCUCCUGCUGCCGUCCUCCACUCUUACACGUGUGCUUUUUUCAUAUGGAGACCCGUAUGGCGUAUGGAGAGCAGAUCCCUGACCUUAGCCCCACUCAACAAAUCUGGAAGUUUUCAAUAAAGUGUACAAUAAAAUA